Molecule: messenger RNA, 1215 nt
Organism: Papaver somniferum (opium poppy)
Lineage: Eukaryota; Viridiplantae; Streptophyta; Magnoliopsida; Ranunculales; Papaveraceae
Product: leucine-rich repeat receptor protein kinase EMS1-like
Exons: 5
Coding region: 1-1215 (404 amino acids)
Molecular function (GO): protein binding
Source: RefSeq, a predicted model, not a curated record
AUGGCGGUAUAUGAUAAUAGGUACAUUCAGUGUACUGUAAUAUGGAGAUAUCUUGAGGACUAUCUUGAAAAGCUAAAUGUAGUUAUAGAUAAACACUUAAAUCUGUACCCUAAUCUUAAACCAAAGAAAUUAAAGCUGACAUCUACCAAUCUCAAAGGAUCUCCUACAUUCAUCUGUAAUUUGACUGGCCUUGUAGUAUUAGAUUUGUCUCGAACUAAUCUAACAGAAAGUGUCCCUUCUUGUCUCUUCAAACUCAAAUAUCUCAAUGAAUUACAUUUAGCAAACAACAUGUUUUCCGGUAUUCUACCUCUUCCACCUCGGAAUCUUUCAGCUUUUGAUUUAUCAAAUAACCAAUUAACCGGUGAAAUCUCAAUAGAAACGGGGAAAAGACUAUCGAAUGCGAAGAUCAUCCUUCUAUACGGAGUAGUUCCAAAAGAGUUCGAAUUUGCAAAAGAUCUGCAGAUUCUUUUGCUAAAUGACAACCAUCUGGAGGGUACUAUCGAUUCCAUCAGCGGACUUCACAACUUGGAAUAUCUCAACUUAGCUAAUAACAACUUUGGAGGUAGUAUACCAACUGCUUUGGGUUCACUAGAGAAUCUUAAUGUCCUUUCUUUAAGGUCAAACAAGUUAUGUGGACCAAUCCCUGAGGAGAUUCUUCAUUUGCAGGAACUCUGCGUAUUAGAUUUAUCCCUGAACAAUCUCUCGAGCAAUAUUCCUACGAAAUUAGGAAACUUGAGUGGAUUAACAACAAAAAAUUCUUGUUAUUGGUUCUUCGAUGUUGAUGUUAUCCCAGAAAACAUCGGGGACUUGUCUGCUCUAGAGUCUUUGGACUUAAGUUCCAAUAGAUUGACCGGACAUAUCCCACAAUCUUUGACGACAAUUGAUACCCUUGGAGUUUUGUACGUUUCUUACAAUAAUUUGAGUGGCAAGAUUCCAAGAGGAACUCACUUUGAUACACUGAGUUUGGAUGGUUCCGCUUUCAAUGGGAACAAUUUAUUGUGUGGUUUCCCAACAGACAAAAUUUGCAAGGGGGAUCAUAAUACUAGUACCAGUGUUGGUAUUGUUGAUGAAGAUGAUCACGAUGAUGUAAAAGGUACGUUGUUGUUGUCUGCUUUUAUUUUCUUGGGAUUUGGAGUUGGCUUUUGGCUUUUCCGAGGAAAGAGAAAUGGUGGUUUCCAUAUUGGAGAUUUGUUAACCAUAUUGCUGCUAGAAUAG